AUGUCUCAAAAAAGGAUGAUCCAUACUUUUUAUUUCUUCUUCCUUUUUCACACCUGGGUACAUCCAUCGCCGAUCGCACAACCACAAGCGGUGACGGCAGUAGUAACUCCACAGCAACCCCCACCACUGGGAUGCAUAGGAACAUUCCCUGGUAUCUUUGGUAUUGCACUGAUCAAUAUCUCUUUACCUUCCUCGUCUUCGGAGUCCAGCAGUGCUGCUGCCGGAAAACUGCGCGCGAGACAACAGCCGCCAGCUCCGAUCUUGACCAUGGGCUCCAUCUUCCAGAUCGGCGACGGUCAGGUCCAAGGAGGAAUGCACACGGCAACCAUCACCAUAGUGACUCCUGUGGCUCCCGUGUCUCAGAUCAGUGACGGGCAGAUUCAGGGCCCCGUCGUUACAGAUGUGCCUGUCGUUGCUAUGAUGGAACCACAGGCAACGGCGUCAUCGCUAGCCCCGAGUUCGAAUGUUGCCGUUCCUGUUCCUUUUCCUCUACAAGUGGUAAAUCCAUCUGUUGUACCGAGCAAGCCGCCGACGGUGCUUGGACAAGCGUGCAGCAUCUCUACUCACCGGGUCCCGACCCCCAGCCCAAGAGCCUCGUCACCAUCGCCAUCGUCGGGCCUUGAACUAAGCAUAUUACCCACCCAGGCCUCGUCAUCAAAUCCGGCAUCCCUCAACGGUGGUAGUACCAUCUCCGCCGCUGCGUCGUCGUCGUCAUCGUCGUUCACUUCCUCCUUAUCAGGUCCGAUACAAUCGCAAACCCUAUCCAUGGUAUCAUGUCUCACAAGCUCGACGCUCCGCCUCACUCUGACAAACAACAGUCUAUACGACGCAUUCAAUCGCACCGGCUACAUCGCGUCGAACUACCAGUUCCAAUUCGACGGUCCGCCCCAGUCUGGCGCCAUCUAUACUAGCGGGUGGAGCAUCUGUCCUGUCACUAACACCAUAAGCUCCUCUGGCGCUGAGGGCGGCGGCAACAUUGACAAUGGCGGGGACGGUAUGCGCACGCUUGCGCUCGGCGGAACCACCACUUUCUGGCAGUGUCUCAGUGGCGACUUUUAUAAUCUAUACAUUGAUAAUUGGGCCGCUCAGUGUAGUCCCGUGGAGCUGCGGAUUGUCAGGUUAGUCGAAUGCAGUGGUCAGACUUAG
Cladophialophora bantiana CBS 173.52 is the source of this 1146-nucleotide messenger RNA. RefSeq lists its product as uncharacterized. Lineage: Eukaryota; Fungi; Ascomycota; Eurotiomycetes; Chaetothyriales; Herpotrichiellaceae. Gene Ontology annotation, cellular component: fungal-type cell wall. The record is from RefSeq and is a predicted model, not a curated record. Gene Ontology annotation, biological process: fungal-type cell wall organization. Bases 1 to 1146 code for a protein of 381 amino acids. Gene Ontology annotation, molecular function: structural constituent of cell wall. The transcript has a single exon.